AUGAAGCCUAGGCGCAAGUUCAAGCUGGAAGACUUCCGCUCCACCCAUUCCAUCUAAUUACUGCGUCAUCUUCAUCACUGGACCUCGACCCGCCUUCUCCAAUCUUCAAUCAAGCUCUGUUAAAAGGCUCCACACCCACGCCGCCAGUUGCUUUCCAGCUUUGCUCAAGUUGGUACGCGUUCGUCAUGUCUGACUUCGAGUCCGAUAUCCCUCCUGGUUCUCCGGUCGCCUCUCGUGAGGGUCCGGCUCCCCCCUCCUCCUCUCCCGUCCGCCGCAGCUCUCGUUUGGCCAUGCGCCCGGACCACCUCUCCCCAGCUUCUUUCCUUAAAUCCAAAGGCGUCUCCCUCGCCGCUGGCCUUCAAUCUCCGCAGGUUGCCUCUCUCGCUGCCCUCAUGCCGUUCAUCGACACCUCUCCGCCCUAUAUUCCUCCGUCUCCCCCUGCUCCCCCUUCAUCAGUCAGCGGGAAAAGAUCCUGCAAGUCCGUCGCUCCUCCAGCCAAGCGACGCAAGGGCCGCCCCCCCUCCUCUCAGUUGUCCUCUUGUUUACCUGGGCCUCCUUCAGCUCCACCGCCAAAUCCUAAUCCUCCUCCUAACGCUCCCGUCGUACCUCCAGAAGCCCCCGGUCCCUCCUCAGGUCCCCACUCUCUGCCUCCCCUCCCCCCCUCUUCUGACCUGGUCCUUGCGUCCUCUCUCGUCGCAUCCAUGGAUUCUCUUCAGCGUUCCGUAUCAGCGCUGUCCUACCAGCUUCAACACGGUGCUUCUAACUUCGCGGUGGCGUCCUCAAUCCCUUUCUCUGCCGCUCCAGUUGCCCCUCCUCCCUCUCUUCAGCCACCUCCAACGGUGUUCACCCUCGCUAACGCCCGGCCUGCGCCGCCUUCAGGUGCGGCUUAUACGCCUUUGCACGCCAACAUCUCUCCCAGACUGCGCUCAAAGAUACUGCAAGGACAGUACAUCAAUUUAGCUUCCAUUCUCCUUCCCUCUCCCGUAGUCGACCAAAGUAUUGCUUCAUCCGAUCAAUUUUCAGCAAUCAUUAAAUCUUCGGAUCCCCGCCUAGCGAAAGAUUUGUCUAUCGGGCAGUUCCUAGCCGCAUUCAGUGUCUUUAGGGAUGUCAUCUGUUCAGUUUACCCUGAGCGCAGAAUAGAUUUGGAUGCAUAUUUGGCAUUGAUCGCUGAUCUUCAUUUGCAAUAUGGUCGAUCUCUAUUUUAUCAAUAUCACAAAGCUUUCGCUACCAAAGCUGCCGCCGUCCUCUCCCGCUCUGGUCUGAAUCUCAACUGGUCUACUCUGGAUACGGAGAUUCUCAUCAUGCUUACCCAAGCUGUUUCAUGCCACCUGUGCGGCAUUUCGGGCCAUCUUAGCGCCUUCUGCCCAUCUCUCCCAUUUAAGCCAGGUCCUCCCGCCGCGGCUUCUCCGCCAUCUCUUCUCAGAAUCCCGUCGCAAGAUCGUCACGGCAGACAGGUGCAGGUUCAUAAUAACAUGCCUAUCUGCAAUAACUUUAAUGAAGGUGUCUGUUCAUUUCCCAAAUGUGCUUUCCUUCACAUCUGUAGUUUCUGCAGGGACGCUCAUCCCAAGUCCGUCUGCCCCCGCCGCACCUUUCCCAGCAGAAACCGUCGAGGUUUCAGGAAUUAGUUUUCCAAUUUCUUUCGACUCCCAUUCUAGUUCCCGAAUUGGCUUUCCUUUUACAGUAUCAUCCCGAUCAAUCAUUCGUUAAUUUCCUAAUCACUGGUCUCUCCCAGGGUUUUUUCAUAGGUAUACCUCAUCCCCCCGCUUCUUCUAUAGUCAUUCCAAAUCUCCAAUCAGCGCUGUUAGAUCCGAGCGCCGUCUCCCACUUAUUACAGAAAGAGGUGUCUAAAGGUUACGUCAUCGGCCCCUGCGUUUCCCCUCCCUUCUCCCUCUUUCGCGUCAAUCCCCUCGGAGUCGCGAUCCGCAAAUAUUCAGGGAAAAAACGUUUGAUUCUUGAUCUGUCUGCGCCUCAUUCUGGUUCCCACCCUAGCAUUAAUAGCCUUAUUCCGAAGCCACCCUUUUCACUCUUUUAUGCCACAGUAGAUCAUGCCAUAGCGUUAAUAAAGAAAGCCGGUCCAGGAGCGUGGCUGGCCAAAGCCGACAUUACUGACGCUUUUAAGAUCUUGCCCGUGCAUCCCUCGCAGUGGCACCUGCUGGGUGCUAAAUGGGACGAAAAAUUUUAUUUCUUUGUCCGUCUGACUUUUGGAUGCAGGAGCAGCCCCAGUCUCUUUAAUUCAUUUUCUGAAGCUCUCUGCUGGAUUUUGCUAAAUGUUGUCAAACUUCCCUCCGUGCUCCACCUCCUUGAUGACUUUCUGCUUAUAGAUCCGCCCCACCCUUUUCCCCGUUCGCUCAGCAAAUUGAAAGACCUUUUUCUCCGCGUCGGCGUUCCCCUCUCCGAGGAGAAAACUGUUGGUCCGCGAAAAAAAUUAGACUUUCUCGGCAUCUCUCUGGACUCGGUAAAAAUGGUUGCUUCGCUGCCAGCCGAUAAAUUAGCUCGCAUUCGUGAAAUCUCCCAAGCUUAUCUUUCAUCCCCGACUCUUUCCAAGCGCCAGCUUCUCUCGCUGCUCGGGCAUCUUAACUUCGCCAUGCGCAUAAUCCCUCAAGGUCGCUCUUUUAUCUCCAGGUUGCUCGACCUCGCUAAUUCAGUUCCCUCUCUAUUCGAUCGAAUCGUUUUGGAUGACGGCUGCCGCUCUGAUCUCGUUUUUUGGUCCUCUCUGCUUAACUCCUGGAACGGCAUUUCUUUUUUCUAUGAUGACGUCAUCCUCUCCGCUGAUUCCGCCCAGUUUUACACCGAUGCUGCUCCUUCCGCAGGAUACGGGGGCUUUUUUCAGGGCAGCUGGUUCGCUGAGAAAUGGCCUCUUUCGGUUCCUCGGUCAGAAUCUUCGGCUUUUUAUGAAAUAGUCCCCAUUGCUACAGCAUGCUGCCUCUGGGGAAACCAGUGGAAACGCAAGCACAUUGUCGCAUUUUGCGAUAAUGCCGCAGUUGUAGAAGCUAUUAGUAAAGGCCGCUCUUCUUCCAAGUCUAUUAUGCCUUUUCUUCGUCGUAUUACAUGGCAAUCCGUGAUCAACAAUUUCAUCCUCUCUGCGCGUCACAUUCCAGGUCAUUCUAACGCCAUUGCCGAUGCUCUGUCUCGUCUUCAAUUUCAGACCUUUCGUCGCCUCUGCCCUUCAGCCGACCUCCUCCCGACGCCUGUUCCCUCCUUCGACAACCUCAUCCUGAAUUAAUCUCCCCUUCUCUUUUACCCUUGCUCCAGUUGGCUAACUUUUACAUUAAAAAUGGCCUCGCUCAUUCUACGUUCAAAUCUUACACCUUCGCCUGGCACAAGUUUGCAAACUUCUGCUCUGUUCACAAGACCCCACUUUAUCCCGUUCAAGUUAGCUCAGUCAUCGCUUUCAUUACCCAUUGCUUCGUUCAUCUUAAUCUGAAGCCCUCUUAUAUCCGCAGUCUCGUCGCAGGUAUAAAUUUUUUCUCCCAACUUUCCCAGUCUUCCUCUUCUGUUAGCUUUUUUCGUGACAAUGUUAUAAAGCUUCUGUUAAAGGGUAUUUCUAACGUUCGUCCUUCCCUCCCAGAUAGUAGAAAACCUAUCACCCUUCCCAUUCUCAUUAAGUUACUCAAUGCCCUUCGACUCAGUUCCUACUCUCCUUAUCUCCAGAGCCUCCUCUCGAGUUCGUUUCUUUUAGCUUUUUAUGGGCUCCUUCGUCUAAGCGAGUUCACGUCCCCAAAUACCACAUUCAUCCCUUCUAGAGACUUAGCGGUUUCUGACCUCAGUUUCCACGUUAAUUAUUACAGCUUAUCCCUCAAGCAUACUAAAUCUAAAGGCGCAUGCACCAUCGUCAUAGCUCGUACCGAUGGUCCGUUCUGCCCUUUUUUAGCCAUGUUCAAAUUCGCGCUCUUAAGACACAAAUUGAGUUUUUCCCCCGAACCCCUGUUCCUAACCCCCGAAGGUUUCCCCAUGUCCUCGGCCUGGUUCCUAAAGCACCUGAAGCUACUUCUAGCCGCAUCCAACCUCCCUCCUAGCCAAUUCUCAGGCCACUCCUUUAGAAUAGGAGCGGCUACAUCCGCAGCCGCGCAGGGUAUUCCCACGUCAACCCUCCAGCAACUCGGCCGAUGGUCGUCUUCAGCUUUCGCAUCCUACAUUCGUCCAGACCUCUUAGCCGUUCUCGCAGCUCAACGGUCUCUCAGUGCCUAGGUUCCAUUUCAAGCAAUCCCACCUCUUGUCCCUGCCGGCUACCAACUUUAUCCGCCUAACGCCGCAUCAUGUCAGUAACCCCUCAGCUGGCCUACAUCUACCAGCCCAACUUCGCGUCACGCCAAUAACACCCCAGCUGGCCUUCAUCUACCAGCCCGACUCCACACCAGGUAAGUAACCCCUCAGUCGGCCUUCUUCUAUUAGAUGGCGCGGCGUCAUCCCACAAGGUUUUCACUGCUAUCCGUCACCUCGAUUUCUCCCAUUUGCAUUUCACCUCUCGUAGCAAAGUCUUGGCCUCGGCCCCGGCAUCUGCAAAGAAGUUUUGGGGGGGAGUAUCCCUAUUCAGCGUUGAUGGGCUCAUCUGAAUUCGCCGGAAUUCACUGCUCAAAUCUCCAGCCGGGGCCCGAGCGCCAAAGAAUUGUUAUUCAUCUUUUGUCAAUAAAUUUCCUAAUUGUUUAUUCUUUUCCGUCUGAGUCUCUCCAGAUUGAAAUGAAGCCUAGGCGCAAGUUCAAGCUGGAAGACUUCCGCUCCACCCAUUCCAUCUAAUUACUGCGUCAUCUUCAUCACUGGACCUCGACCCGCCUUCUCCAAUCUUCAAUCAAGCUCUGUUAAAAGGCUCCACACCCACGCCGCCAGUUGCUUUCCAGCUUUGCUCAACCCACCUCCUCCCCUUCUCCACCAGCAUUUCAAGUCGUCAUCUUUCCCAACCUCCACCACCAGUGUCGGGCCCCGGGGGAGUAUCCCUAUUCAGCGUUGAUGGGCUCAUCUGAAUUCGCCGGAAUUCACUGCUCAAAUCUCCAGCCGGGGCCCGAGCGCCAAAGAAUUGUUAUUCAUCUUUUGUCAAUAAAUUUCCUAAUUGUU
Messenger RNA from Xiphophorus hellerii (green swordtail), 5049 nucleotides. Its product is annotated as WAS/WASL-interacting protein family member 3-like. The transcript has 4 exons. NCBI's taxonomy places the organism in Eukaryota, Metazoa, Chordata, Actinopteri, Cyprinodontiformes, Poeciliidae. The coding region runs from base 186 to 1625 and encodes 479 amino acids. Gene Ontology annotation, molecular function: metal ion binding. The record is from RefSeq and is a predicted model, not a curated record.